This is a messenger RNA of Durusdinium trenchii, 363 nucleotides long. The record is from the annotation of a GenBank genome assembly. Lineage: Eukaryota; Dinophyceae; Suessiales; Symbiodiniaceae.
AUGAACGCCUUUGUCCUGGGCGCCGCCGACGUGCCGCCCGCCGUGGCUGAUGCUCAGGAGCGGCUCCUACCACAGCUUUGGAGCAAAGCAAGGAUUGCUUCCCGGCAGUUGACGCUGCCGCCAGGUUUUGAACUGCCUCACUGUGGCCUUCGCGGUGAACUGCCGUUGGACGGAGAUUUGGGCAUCGUCCUGGUCUGUGACUACGCAGUGGAUGGCCUCACGAUCGAGACGCCCGUGUUGUCCAACGACUUGUCGCGUUGGGGUUUGAGCUUCACCGCAGCUUUGAGCAAAGCCUUGGAGCACCUGCGGGCGCGGACCAAGCGAGGACCACCGGCGGAGAGGCGGAGAGCCAUACAGAACUGA